AUGAGUCCUGAGCCCAGCAAGAAGAGUAGCCAAGUGGACUGGAAGUGGACGGCAGAAGAGGGUGCGCCGGCGAUCAGGAUUAGAUUAUCGUUUCCGCUGAUCAUACGGCCGGCGUUCACGCUGGGGGGCACGGGCGGCGGGAUAGCGUACAACCUGGAGGAGUUCCACGCCAUCGUGGAGGGGGGUUUGGAGGCGUCCAUGACCACGCAGGUGUUGAUCGAGAAGUCCCUGCUGGGGUGGAAGGAAUUUGAGCUGGAAGUGAUGCGUGACCUUGCGGACAAUGUGGUCAUCAUCUGCUCCAUCGAGAACGUCGAUGCAAUGGGCGUGCACACAGGGGAUUCCAUCACGGUGGCACCUGUGCAGACCCUCACAGACAAGGAGUACCAGCGUCUGAGGGACGCGGCCAUCAAGAUCAUCCGUGAGAUGGGUGUGGAGUGUGGCGGCUCAAAUGUGCAGAUGGCGAUCAACCCCAAGGAUGGGGAGAUGAUGAUAAUCGAGAUGAACCCAAGGGUCAGCCGCUCGUCAGCGCUGGCAUCCAAGGCGACAGGGUUCCCCAUUGCCAAAAUGGCUGCUAAGUUGGCAGUGGGCUACACGUUGGACCAGAUACCGAAUGACAUCACUCAGAAGACCCCUGCUUCAUUUGAGCCAUCGAUCGACUACGUAGUUACUAAGAUCCCAAGGUUCGCUUUUGAGAAGUUCCCAGGGUCCCGGCCAGAGCUGACGACGCAGAUGAAGUCUGUUGGGGAGGCAAUGGCGAUCGGCCGCACGUUCCCAGAGUCAUUCCAGAAGGCGCUGCGGUCGCUGGAGACUGGGUUGGAUGGCUGGUCCCUCCCAAAGAGCUACACAAGGCUUGAGCUGCCUGACCUUGAGAGGAGCUUGCGUGUUCCCAAUCCUGAACGCAUCCUGGCGAUCAAGCAAGCCUUUGGUGAUGGACUCACAAUGGAGGAGAUACAGGCUCUGACCAGCAUCGACACCUGGUUCCUGACACAAAUGGAAUACCUACACAAGAUCGAGACCUGGCUUGAUGGACAGCAACUGGACGCCCUGCAGGCACAGGACCUCAGGGAACUGAAGCGAGCUGGCUUCAGCGACUCCCAGAUCGCCAGGUGCACUGGAUCAGACACCAUGACGGUACGUAGACGCAGGAAGGCACUGGGCGUGGAGCCAUCCAUGAAACGUGUGGACACAUGCGCAGCAGAGUUUGAGGCUGGCACGCCGUACAUGUACAGUUCCUAUGAUGGGGACUGUGAAUGCGAGUCCACCAACAGCCGCAAAGUGCUGAUCCUUGGCGGCGGGCCAAACAGGAUCGGCCAGGGCAUCGAAUUCGACUACUGCUGCUGUCAUGCGUCCUAUUCCCUCAGGAAAAUGGGCAUCGAGACGAUCAUGAUGAACUCAAAUCCUGAGACGGUUUCAACCGACUAUGACACAAGCAGCCGGCUAUACUUCGAGCCGCUGACAGCAGAAGAUGUGCUGAAUGUUAUCGACAAGGAGCGCCCCGAUGGGAUCAUCAUCCAGUUUGGGGGCCAGACGCCACUGAAGCUGGCAACGGCGCUGCAGAAGGCGCUCCAGGAGGAGCCAGUGGCCUGCGCCAGCGGGGAGGGCGUCGUAAGGAUAUGGGGCACGCAGCCAGACAGUGUGGACGAGGCUGAGGACAGGGACCGAUGGAUGGCUCUGCUGUCUCGCCUGAACAUCCAGCAGCCUCCAGGCGGCAUGGCCAGGUCCGAGGAGGAGGCCGUGGAGACCGCCAGGCAGCUGGGCUACCCCGUGAUGGUCCGCCCCUCCUACGUGCUGGGCGGCAGGGCGAUGGAGGUCGUGCACAGCGACGAGGACCUGGUCCGCUACGCCAGCACGGCGGUCAAGGUGGACCCGGACAUGCCGGUGCUGGUGGACAAGUACAUCCAGGGCGGCACGGAGCUGGACGUGGACGCGCUGUGCGACGGGCGGGGCGGCGCCGUCAUAUGCGGCAUCAUGGAGCACAUCGAGCAGGCGGGCGUGCACUCCGGGGACUCCGCCUGCAGCCUGCCCGCCCAGACCAUCUCGAAGGCCUGCCUGGAGACCGUUCGACGCUGGACGUACGACGUGGCCCGCGCGCUCAAGGUGGUGGGACUCAUAAACAUCCAGUACGUCAUCCAGGGCGACCAGCCGUACAUUAUCGAGGCCAACCCGCGGGCCUCAAGGACCGUCCCCUUCGUGGCAAAGGCCAUCGGCCGGCCCAUUGUGUCCUACGCCUCGGCCGUCAUGGCGGGCGCCAGCCUGGGCGACCUGGACUUCCAGUCUGAGCCGGAGGUGGCCCACGUGUCCGUGAAGGAGGUAGUGAUCCCCUUCGACAAGUUCCCCGGCACGGACACCCUGCUGGGGCCAGAGAUGCGGUCCACCGGGGAGGUGAUGGGCAUCGACAUGGAGUUCGACCGCGCGUACGCCAAGGCCCAGAUCGCCGCCGGCCAGAGGCUGCCGCUGUCCGGCACAGUGUUCGUGUCUAUGCGCGACAACCUGAAGGCGGGGAUGCUGCCCACGGCGCGCAGCCUGGCAGGGAUGGGCUACCGGCUGGUGGCGACGGCCGGCACGGCCGACUACCUGAGGGGCCAGGGCGUGGAAUGCGAGCAGGUACUGAAGAUCCACGAGGGCCGGCCGAACAUAUCGGACCUGAUGAAGAACGGUGAGGUGCACCUGGCGAUGAUCACGUCAAGUGGGGACGCGCUGGACCGGCGGGAUGGGCGGGACCUUCGGCGGCUGACGCUGGCGCUGAAGAUACCGAUGGUGACGACGGUGGCAGGCGCAGAUGCCACCACCAAGGCACUGCAGGCCAUCAGGUCGGGCCCCCUGGACCAGGUGCCCCUGCAGGACUACUACUAG
Ostreobium quekettii is the source of this 2853-nucleotide messenger RNA. NCBI's taxonomy places the organism in Eukaryota, Viridiplantae, Chlorophyta, Ulvophyceae, Bryopsidales, Ostreobiaceae. The record is from the annotation of a GenBank genome assembly.